Molecule: messenger RNA, 481 nt
Organism: Chroicocephalus ridibundus (black-headed gull)
Lineage: Eukaryota; Metazoa; Chordata; Aves; Charadriiformes; Laridae
Gene: DUSP18
Product: dual specificity phosphatase 18
Exons: 3
Coding region: 1-435 (144 amino acids)
Source: RefSeq, a predicted model, not a curated record
AUGUCUGCAGAGCUGCUCCGGGCACAACCAGCACACCCCAAUGGCGGCGGCUCUGGAAGCCCAGCGUGCCCUGCCCCAGCACCUUGGAUCACCUCCAACCUCUACCUCAGUGACGUAGGGGCCACCAACAGCCACCUCCUGCUCCUCACCCACCACAUCAGCACCAUCAUCAACGUCUUCCUGGAGGUGGUGAACCCUCUGUCCCGACAUCGAGUACCUGCACAUCCCUGUCCCCACCCUCUACUUGUCCCCUCUCCUGAACCACCGCUCCGUGUCCCUGGCGGGCGCCCACACCUGGGUCGAGUCCUGCCGUCCCAUCGUACAACCCAACAAUGGCUUCUGGCAGCAGCCCAUCCACUACAAACACAAGCUCUGCGGCGUCAACAGGCUCCGGACGAUCGGCGCUCCGUCAGGGAUGAGCCCCGAUGUUUAUGAAAAUGAAGUAAGAGCGAUGCUGCUGCUCUGAGUACAAACGAGCUGU